Mus pahari (shrew mouse) is the source of this 2708-nucleotide messenger RNA. Its product is annotated as orphan sodium- and chloride-dependent neurotransmitter transporter NTT5-like. The record is from RefSeq and is a predicted model, not a curated record. Gene Ontology annotation, biological process: sodium ion transmembrane transport. The transcript is spliced from 11 exons. The coding region runs from base 1 to 2247 and encodes 748 amino acids. NCBI's taxonomy places the organism in Eukaryota, Metazoa, Chordata, Mammalia, Rodentia, Muridae. Gene Ontology annotation, cellular component: membrane.
AUGGACCAAUCCUUUGAAGACUUUCUAGAACUCAAGAACAACAAGCCCGUGAAGGAAGAGCACACUGCAAGCAAGAAGAGCAACAACCCCACAUCCGUGUCCUGGGGCUUCAAGACCAGAGAGGUCCGCGUUACCAAGAUCCCAAACCACUUCCAGGCCAAGAAGACAGAGAAUAUCCUAAUCCUGGUGGCCUUCUCCAUCGGACUCGGCAGCACGUGGCGCUUUCCGUACCUCUGCCACCAGAAUGGAGGUGGAAGCUUUCUGCUGAUGUAUUUCAUCUUGCUCCUGCUCCUGGGCAUCCCCCUCAUGUACAUGGAGAUGGUCAUAGGACAGUGGCUACGUAUGGACAACGUCCGGGCCUGGAAAUAUCUGGUCCCCUGGCUUAGUGGCGUGGGCUACUCCAGCAUACUGGCUUGUGUCUUGGUGGUCCUGUAUAACAGUGCCCUGGUCUCCUGGAGCCUUUUCUACCUUGGCCAGUCCUUUGAUUACCCCCUACCCUGGCAACACUGCCCCUUGGUAGAAAACUUAAGCAUGGUUGGCAACUCCUGCCUUUGGUCAGAGCCUCACCAGUAUUUCUGGUAUCACAGUCUCCUUCAAGCCUCCAAUCAAAUAGAAGAAGGGAUAGAAGUGCUGGUCCUGAACGUGACCCUGUGCCUCUUUGCCACGUGGAUCUUCCUCUAUGUCACCAUGGUCACCAGGAUAAAGAUCUCAGUGCUAAUGAUGAUUUUCUCCAUAUUGUUCCCCAACAUCCUUCUCCUCUGCUUCUUCAUCCGCACUCUCUUCGUGAAUGGUGUGAAGGCCAGCCUCUGGCGCCUGGUGACCACAGAGCUUUCCAUCUUGGCAUCACUGGACGCGUGGCGUCAGGCUGGAGGCCAUGUUCUCUACUCCCUUGGCCUUGGCAUGGGCACCAUCAUAACUUCCUCCUCCUACCAGACUAGAGGUGAGAACUACAUCAGGUGGGCCUCCUUUGUGGCCAUGGUCAACCUGGCGAUGUCGUUGCUGAGCUCAUCCGUCAUCUUCCUCGUGAUAGGCUUCUGGACCACAACCAGCGGCACUCUGUGUGUUGAGCGGAAUGUCUCCAAUCUGCUCAACCUGAUAGCCAACGGGGUGCUCCCACAGGCCGCCUGGCCUCCCAGAGACAUCGUCCAUAAACCCCCAGUGGAAUUCCUAACCUGGAUCAACCAGCUUCCCAACAACUUAAAGAGUGAGGUCAUCCAUCAGACCCUGCCCUGCAGCAUCCUGAUGCAGACGGAAAAGAUAAUGGAGGGCCCUGGCCUGACAUAUGUGGCCUUCUCUCAAGCCAUCUCACUGUUUCCCGGCUCCUCUUUCUGGGCCAUCAUCUUCUUCAUGUCUCUGGCUAUCAUGGGUCUGGGCACCAUGAUAACUCUCCUGGAGGGCAUCGUGCUUCCUCUGCAGAAAAGCAUCUCUACCUUCGCAAAGCAUCCCAAACUGGUACAAGUGCUUGUCUGCUUGGGAGGAUUUCUGGGGAGCCUCGUCUUCUCCAGCCGCCCUGGCAGCUACGUGGUGUUCCUGUUAGAUGACCACCUGGUCCCUAUGAUCCUCGUCAUAAUUGUGGUGAUCCAGAACCUGUCUCUGGCUUGGCUCUAUGGAAUCAAGAGGUUCAGGGCUGAGAUGUUCAGCCAGCUGGGCCGCCAGGUGUGGGCACCUUUCACCUUCCUGUGGAGCUACGUGACGUUGCCCAUGCUGCUGGUCCUGCUCACCAUCUACUUCCUGAAUCUCUAUUACAGUGGAUCCCCCUACUAUGUCUCCUGGAAUAAUAGCAUGAGCCACGAAGUGAAGCAGCCUUACGAGAAGAUAGCCCUGGGCUGGGUCACCUUCCUCAGUGUCCUGGCGCUGCUGCCGAUCCCCGUGUACCCACUGCAGCACUGGUGGUAUCUGGAUGACCCAAACAUCUGUGAAACCUUAGAAAAGCCUCUGUCCUCCAAAAAGACGGUCACGGUGCCCAACAGAGUCACCCAGUGGCCCGUGCACCCCAUGAGGAAACUCACCCUCAGAAAUCAGGAGAAAAGCAAGGCUUUAUUCCAAAGCAAGAGUCCCCCGGAGAACUUCCUUCAUCCCCAAAUCCUGAUAACAAAAAAGGACAGUGAGAACUACUCCAAUUUCAGCUUCCCCGACGCCACGCUUCCUUCUCGCAUUGGCUUCUCCACCUUGAACAUCACUGAGGUCUCAAAGUACACCAGCCACUCAGAAUCCCUUUUUGACUCCCACAGCACUGGAGAGAAGUGACAAGCUUGAGACUUGUGAAGGAAAGGCUCGUAAGAGCCCCGCUUAGCAGCGGCCAGCCACAUCAUCUGGUCUCGGUAACCAGUGAUGGGCGCCAAGCCUCUAGCACAGACCCCACGGAAAGCAGAAGACGGGGGGGGGGUAUGCAGACCCCAGCCCAGACUUCUGUGGUAGCCCCCGUGGGCCCCAGACAGUCAUGGAUGACGCAUUAGUCCAUCCUCUAGCACUGGACACUGUGCCCAGGGCAGGCCCCAGGGCCCCUUCCCUCUCUUUGAUACGGACACAAUUUUGGUGUGCCCGCGUGGGCAUCUGGGACAGUCCCAGUUACUGAGAGACACAGUGGUUCGUCCCCCUAGCCCUAGCCAUCGGGCCUGUCAGAAGUGUGGCUGACUUCCCAGGGAUGGCCAUCUCAGAUGGCACCAAGAUAGCAAUGUUGUCUAUCAAUAAAUGAGGCAGUGGAUGAC